AUGGUCAGUUCAACAGCAGCGUCGGCCAUCAGCGCCAUUGAGCGCACAUGCUCUGUGCCUAGUCUUCUCGGUUCACUUUUUAUUAUCGGUACCUUUUGUUCUUCGAAGUUGUUCCACAAGCCUAUCAGCCGCAUGCUUUUUUACGCCUCUUUUGGAAAUAUGAUGAGUAAUGUCGCUACACUCAUGUCCCAGGAUUACACCAACCGGCCAAACUCUGCGGGAUGCCAAACACAGGCCUUCCUAAUUGAGACGUUCAUGUUUGCCGAUGUCUUUUGGGCUCUAGCUAUGGCUGCGAACGUAUACCUCACCUUCUACUAUCGAUUCGACGGCAUCAGGCUACGCAAGAUUGAGCCACUCUACAUCGCUCUAUGCUACGGCGUCCCUUUCACCAUCGGCAUCACGUUUAUCUUCGUUCGAAACAGCGAAGGACAUCGCCCAUACGGCAACGCGAACUUGUGGUGCUGGUUAACUGUCGAGUGGGAUGCUUGGCAGCUCGCUACAUACGGACUCAUUUGGCUCAUCAUCCUUAUGUGCUCAGCAAUCUACAUCCGCGCCGGUCUGACUAUCUAUAAAUGGAGGAUUCGCCUGAACGACUUCUCGAACUCGAACGAUUACAACACUGGAUCCCAGGGCGUGCGUACGCAGACGCGAACACAGACGCAGACACAAAAUGACAACUCAGAUAUCACGGGUAUUGCCAAGACCACCAACAUCACUAUCACAACGUCGGACUCUGCCCCACCCCAGCUCGAGUCACCCUUCAGACCCGGCACUAGACCCGAGCCAGUCCAUACAGCAAACAUCUACACAGGUCCUGCUGCUCCACCCGUCGCGAAUCCAACCGAACAACAGAAUAUCAGAACGCAGCAGCUGGAACGCCGGAAGCGCAGCCCAAGUGACGAGGCAGCUGUUACUUACGCCAAGACCGCCCUUCUGUUCUUCACGGGAAUGCUCAUCACUUGGAUUCCCGCCAGCGCAAACCGUCUGUACGUUCUCAUUGACGGCCAUUCAUCCACAGGCUUGGGAUACCUCAGUGCCUUUGUGUUGCCCCUGCAGGGCUUCUGGAACGCCUUAAUUUACUAUUACACCUCUCGAGCUGCGUGUAAGCAGGUCAUCAACAGUUUCAGGAAUAGGUCUCAUCCUCUCGAGGACAAUGAUGUCACUGGAUCUAGCUUUGCCGAGAGAGGCAAUGCUACCAAUGCAAACAAUGAAUCCGGCUUUCAGCUGGACCGUAUAAGAUCUUCCAACAGAGAGGAUAGUUUCGGGGAAACGGAGAGCACAACGUCGCUGACAGCGAAGGUCUAA
This is a messenger RNA of Fusarium coffeatum, 1305 nucleotides long. RefSeq lists its product as uncharacterized. Gene Ontology annotation, molecular function: G protein-coupled receptor activity. The transcript is spliced from 3 exons. Gene Ontology annotation, cellular component: plasma membrane. Gene Ontology annotation, biological process: adenylate cyclase-activating G protein-coupled receptor signaling pathway; cell surface receptor signaling pathway. Lineage: Eukaryota; Fungi; Ascomycota; Sordariomycetes; Hypocreales; Nectriaceae. The record is from RefSeq and is a predicted model, not a curated record. The coding region runs from base 1 to 1305 and encodes 434 amino acids.